AUGGCAAAAAUUGAAAUACCAAAUGGAGAAUUAAAGACAAAACCAAAAGAAAAACAUACUUCUACGCUGAUUUUCCUCCACGGAACUUACGGAGCUGGUUCACUAGACCAAAUGGCAGAAAAAUUCCCUGGUCUGAAAGUUAUUCAUCCUUAUUCUCCAACUCUCCAAUAUAAUAUGUGGCAUGGUUCUAAACCAGCACCAGGCGGACAAUACCAAUCAAUUCAUUUAGAUUAUCCUCAAUUAAUGCGUUCAGUGGCUUAUGUUAACGAAAUUGUUGAGCAAGAAAUUACUAGAGGAAUUCCACCCGAAAAAAUUUUCAUUUCUGGCUAUUCGCAAGGUGGUUUGUUAACUUUGGCAGUGGCUUUAACUUCUGAGCAUAAAUUAGGUGGUUUUAUUUCUCUUUGUGGUCUUCUGCCUCGCCGAGAUAAGUUAUUAGCCGUCACCCAAGACAAAAAUAAAAAAACUCCAAUACUUAUUAUCAAUAAUUCCCAAGACCCUUGA
This is a messenger RNA of Entrophospora sp. SA101, 501 nucleotides long. The record is from the annotation of a GenBank genome assembly. Lineage: Eukaryota; Fungi; Glomeromycota; Glomeromycetes; Entrophosporales; Entrophosporaceae.